Messenger RNA from Sorex fumeus (smoky shrew), 793 nucleotides. Its product is annotated as ORM1-like protein 2. Bases 16 to 477 code for a protein of 153 amino acids. Gene Ontology annotation, biological process: negative regulation of ceramide biosynthetic process; ceramide metabolic process; intracellular sphingolipid homeostasis. The record is from RefSeq and is a predicted model, not a curated record. The transcript has a single exon. Gene Ontology annotation, cellular component: endoplasmic reticulum membrane. Lineage: Eukaryota; Metazoa; Chordata; Mammalia; Eulipotyphla; Soricidae.
UCAGAAGCUGGCAGGAUGAAUGUGAGGGUGGCACACAGCGAAGUCAACCCAAACACCCGAGUGAUGAAUAGCAGGGGCAUCUGGCUGGCCUACAUCGUCCUAGUAGGACUGCUGCAUAUGGUUCUCCUCAGCAUCCCCUUCUUCAGCAUUCCAGUCAUCUGGACCCUGACCAAUGUCAUCCAUAACUUGGCUAUGUAUGUUUUCCUGCAAACAGUGAAAGGGACACCUUUGGAAACCCAUGACCAAGGAAAGGCUCGGCUGCUGACACACUGGGAACAGAUGGACUAUGGGCUACAAUUUACAUCUUCCAGAAAAUUCCUCAGCAUCUCUCCUAUUGUACACCAACUUCUGGCCAGUUUCUACACCAAAUAUGAUGCUGCUCACUUCUUCAUCAACACAACCUCAUUGCUAAGUGUACUACUUCCAAAGUUGCCCCAAUUCCAUGGAGUUCAUCUCUUUGGCAUCAACAACUACUAAGGGAUGUGCCAGGGGAAAACUGCUGGAACAAAAGGCUGUACUAUACAGUCUUUUAUCUUGAAAGUCUGAUAAUUAUACAACUUUUCCCAAACUGUAAGGACAAAGAUACUGGACAAUGGGGCUCCCUGGGUCCAAUCCUGCUAAGAGUAGAUAUUUUUUUGAAUCAGGGAAGGCAAGUGAGGUAAGGGUCAAAUGGUUCCUCUGUGGUAGGAAGCCAUGUCUGAGCAGCAUUUUUAGUAGUUAAAUUUACCUAUGUCAUCCACCCUCACACCCUUACAGCAUUAUGCUCUGUUUUCUUUAAAAUAAAGUUCUCUCU